Messenger RNA from Oppiella nova, 378 nucleotides. The record is from the annotation of a GenBank genome assembly. Lineage: Eukaryota; Metazoa; Arthropoda; Arachnida; Sarcoptiformes; Oppiidae.
AUGUUAAUGAUCGUAACGAAAGUUUGCACUAAAGCUGACUGUCCACUGGUGGCACAUGUGGUCCAAUCGGUGACCAACUGUCUGAACGCCACAACCCUUUACGUGACAUCCAUUGUAAUGGUUGUGAUCGCCGGCGACCGCUAUUACCUCAUCACAAAUGUCUUCGAGAGUCCAUUCGAUGCCAUUUCCACAAGACUUCUGUUGGCCAUCAUAUGGACAGUAUGCAUUAACGAUGAAAACUAUUUGGUUGGCCUCAACACCGACCACCUGUUCCGACAGAUCACACGAUUAAUGCGAUUCAGUGUCCAGUUUGUGAUCCCAUCCCUACUGAUCGGCUAUUUUUGUGCCAAAAUUAUAUUCCACUUAAACUCAACACAA